Messenger RNA from Pestalotiopsis fici W106-1, 1971 nucleotides. RefSeq lists its product as uncharacterized. The record is from RefSeq and is a predicted model, not a curated record. Bases 1 to 1971 code for a protein of 656 amino acids. The transcript is spliced from 2 exons. Gene Ontology annotation, molecular function: flavin adenine dinucleotide binding; oxidoreductase activity, acting on CH-OH group of donors. Gene Ontology annotation, biological process: secondary metabolite biosynthetic process. Lineage: Eukaryota; Fungi; Ascomycota; Sordariomycetes; Amphisphaeriales; Sporocadaceae.
AUGCGUGUUCAGUCCCCUGCCCUGUCGCUGGCCUCUUCGGCAAUCCUUCUUGGCAGUCUUCCUACCAGUAAUGCCCUCGAUGUACCAAUCUUGAGCGAUCUUGGCGAUUUACUCAGUGGUAUUGGUGUCUCCAUCACGAAUCCCAUCCUCUCGGCAGUUCAAGCUGUGCUGAAUGGCGAUGGGAUCGUCCAGGGCGUCCUCGGAGCCGUCGAGGGUGCUCUGGGCAUGGAGGCAACAUAUGACUAUGUCGUCGUAGGCGGAGGUACAGCUGGAAAUGCUAUUGGCUACCGACUUGCUGAAGCUGGAUACUCGGUCGCUAUCGUCGAGGCCGGACUAUAUUAUGAAAUCGCCAAGCCCGUGCUGGGAUCCACUCCGGGUGGUGAUAUAAUCGGCAUCGGAUCCAGCAUACUCGACUCCAUUCCGACCGUCGACUGGGAGUUCCUGACGGAACCUCAGGCUGGCGCCAACAACCGCGAGGUGCACUACGCUCGUGGCAAGUGCCUUGGAGGUAGUUCGGCCCUCAACUUUAUGAUCCAUCACCGUGGUAGCAAAGGAAGUUACGACAUGUGGGCCGACGAAGUUGGCGACGAUAGUUACCAAUUCGAUUCAUUCUUACCUUAUUUUGAAAAGUCUGUCAACUUUACCCCUCCCGACACAACCAAGCGCCGCGCCAACGCUUCCACCCAAUACGAUCCCAAUGCGUUCGCGACGCCCGGUGGUCCAGUCCAGAUUGGAUACACCAACUGGGUGUCUGACUGGGCGACUUGGUUGGAGAAGGGAAUGCAGGCCAUUGGUAUGAACAGAACUAUUGGUUUCAGCAGUGGAAGUUUGCUCGGAUACCACUACUCACAGUCUACCAUCCGUGCAUCCGACCAGACCCGUAGCAGCUCGGCAGAGUAUAUCUACACUGCCGUAAACGAGGGUCUCGACAACCUCAAGGUCUACACACAAACUCUGGCGAGGAAGGUCUUGUUUGAUGGCAACAACACUGCCACAGGAGUCCAGGUCACUAGUCUAGGCGUCACCUACAACAUCAACGCCGCAAAAGAAGUCAUCUUGUCGGCUGGCUCUUUUCAGUCUCCUCAACUGCUCAUGGUAUCUGGUAUUGGCCCCAGAGAUACACUGGAGGAAUACGACAUUGAUGUCAUCGUCGAUGCCCCAGGUGUUGGACAAAAUAUGUGGGAUCACAUCAUGUUUGGCCCAGCCUACCAGGUUAACUUUGACACCUUAGAUCGUGUGCUUCACGAUCCCGUCGUUCUGGCCGAGACUCUGGCGGAAUACGUCGCCGAUGGCACCGGUGCUCUUUCCUCCAACGUGGUAGAGUUCAUCGGCUGGGAAAAACUUCCUGAAAAGUAUCGCGAGACAUGGUCCGCCGAAACCCAAGAGGCACUUGCCCAAUUUCCCGACGAUUGGCCAGAGGUUGAACACAUCUCUGGCAAUGGCUACAUUGGAAACUUCCGCUUCCCUGCUCUUCAACAACCACUUGACGGAAAACAGUAUGCGACCAUUCUCGGUGCCAUGGUAGCUCCAGUUUCUAGGGGCAACGUGACUAUCAAGUCGUCUUCGACUACAGAUCUGCCUCUGGUCAACCCCAACUGGCUCAGUGCCAAAGCGGACCAAGAGGUAGCAAUUUCCUGGUGGCGCCGCAUGCGUGAAGUAUGGAACACAGAUGCUGUACAAGAAAUUGUCAUUGGUGACGAAUACUGGCCAGGCACAGACACGGACACGGACGAGGAGAUUCUGGCAGUGAUUCAGGACGCUCUCAUGACUGUAUGGCAUGCGGCGGGCACUUGUAAGAUGGGCAAGGCGGGAGACGAGACGGCCGUCAUUGACAACGAGGCCAAGGUAUUCGGUGUCCAGAGCUUGAGGGUUGUGGAUGCCAGCAGCUUCCCCAUCCUGCCGCCAGGUCACCCUACGAGCACGAUCUACGCACUGGCGGAGAAGAUUGCGGAUGGUAUCAUCAAUGCAUAA